Molecule: messenger RNA, 3362 nt
Organism: Pteronotus mesoamericanus
Lineage: Eukaryota; Metazoa; Chordata; Mammalia; Chiroptera; Mormoopidae
Gene: POLDIP3
Product: DNA polymerase delta interacting protein 3
Exons: 9
Coding region: 47-1309 (420 amino acids)
Biological process (GO): poly(A)+ mRNA export from nucleus
Cellular component (GO): nuclear speck; nucleus
Molecular function (GO): mRNA binding
Source: RefSeq, a predicted model, not a curated record
GCGGGAUCCAGGCGUGGGGGGAAUCUAAGCCGCUCUGUGGCUCAAGAUGGCGGACAUCUCCUUGGACGAGCUUAUCCGGAAGCGCGGGGCUGCGGCAAAGGGACGGCUCAAUGUUAGGCCAGGAGUUGGAGGUGUUCGAUCUCAUGUUGGGAUCCAGCAGAGCUUUCUCAGCCAGCCAGCACGCACAGCCACCUUCCAGCAGAGGUUUGAUGCCCGGCAGAAGAUUGGCCUUUCGGAUGCGCGGCUCAAGCUGGGAGUCAAGGAUGCCCGGGAAAAGCUUUUGCAAAAAGAUGCCCGUUUCCGGAUCAAAGGGAAAAUGCAGGAUGCCAGAGAAAUGCUGAACUCCCGCAAGCAGCAGGGCACGGUGCCCCCAAAGCCCCACCAGGUGGCUGAUGCCCGAGAGAAGCUCAGCUUGAAGCGGAGUUCUCCUGCCACCUUCAUGAGUCCCCCCAUUGGGACAGUGACCCCAGCUCUGAAGCUCACUAAAACCAUCCAGGUUCCACAGCAGAAGGCCGUGACCCCGCCCCAUGCCCAUCCUGCUGGAAUGAGAAUUAAUGUCGUCAAUCAUCACCAGGCCAAACAGAAUUUAUACGACCUGGAUGAAGACGACGAUACUGCAGCUCCCAUUCCGAGUAAGAUGAAGUUUGCAGCCUCAGGCAGCUUUCUCCACCACAUGGCUGGGCUGAGCAGUUCCAAGCUUUCCGUGUCUAAGGCCCCCCCUCUCACCAAAGUGGUUCAGAAUGAUGCGUACACAGCGCCUGCACUCCCCUCCUCAGUUCGAACAAAAGCCUUGACCAACAUGUCCCGAACACUAGUGAACAAGGAGGAUUCCCCCAAAGAGCUGCCGCCUGCUGAGCCUAUCCUCAGCCCCUUGGAAGGCACCAAGAUGACUGUGAAUAAUCUGCACCCUAGAGUCACCGAGGAGGACAUUGUUGAGCUUUUCUGUGUAUGUGGAGCCCUGAAGCGGGCUCGGCUGGUCCAUCCUGGGGUAGCGGAGGUGGUCUUUGUGAAGAAGGAUGAUGCCAUCACUGCAUAUAAGAAAUAUAACAACCGGUGUCUAGACGGGCAGCCGAUGAAGUGCAACCUUCACAUGAAUGGGAACAUUAUCACCUCAGACCAGCCCAUCCUGCUACGGCUGAGUGACAGCCCCUCAGUGAAAAAGGAGAGUGAGCUGCCUCGCAGGGUGAACUCUGCCACCUCGUCCCACCCUCCUGCUGAAGUGGACCCAGACACCAUCCUGAAGGCGCUCUUCAAGUCCUCAGGGGCCUCCGCCACCCCACAGCCCACAGAGUUCAAAAUCAAGCUCUGAGUGGGGAGUGAGGCAGCCAGAGCGGGGGCAGAGGAGGGCGGCUCUGCUUCCCAAAGUGACGGUGGUGACCAGUAGGCCGUGGGGCUGGAGCCCCCGGCGGGGGGUAGAGAGCUUCCUCGCUGGACGGGACCGCCUUUCUGUGAUGUGUUCUACCCUGUGCUCAUUGUACGUUAACAUUUCCUGUAGUGUGUUUCUUCUCCCUCCACCUUCUCACCAAGGUAGGUUUGUGUUGCUCCAAGUGUCUCCUACUGACCUCGGCCCCAAGCUGAUUUCUUAUCUGGAAAUAUGUCCUCAAUUCUUUGCGUGGCUUUCUUGUGGCUCCAUGGCACACAAGACACAGGGCAGGGGCUGUUUGAAGGACACUCUUUUCUCCAGGGGUGAGGGGCUUGCCCCCCCUCUUUCUUUUUUAAACUUUGCAAACAGAGUGGAGGAUGGAAGCCCCUGCCAUCCUAAAGGGGGCCAGGUCAGCUCCAGAGAUGUGCCACUCACGUGCCUGGCCAGCGGAGAUGGCCAGUGUGGGCAUCGGCUCACAGGCCUCGACACAGUGUGGUCUGGGGAGGACCCUGCUGGCAAGGGUGGGGGGCUGCUACUCUGCUGGGAAGAGGGCGCCCCAACUCUUGGCUGGAGGGUCUGUGCCGCCUCAGGCAAUGCAGAGUAAAUCCCAAGGUCACAUUUCCCUUUCCCACUGGGUUAUGCCAAGGAGGGCUCCGCCACCUCUCGUGGCCUCUGGUCAUCGCUGCUGAGAGGGCUUAUGUUGCUGGCCCUUCAGGUUCUCACUAGCCCAGGGCUCAUCACACCCUGGUUUCGCUUUUCCGUAGCUCCGUGACACGGGGUUUGGAGGACUAUUGAAAAGGGAGGUACUGAUUUGCUCCUGGCACUUUCUUUCUGGCCUCAGAUGUCCGUAGGACAGUAGUUAGGGAUGCUGGGAGUAGAUGGGCAGCUGCCACCAAGGGGCACAUUCUCCACUAUUAUAAGUGACCCGUCCAUCUGUGGCCAGAGAGAGAUUUUCCUGCCUUAGCAAUGGGGGGAGAAAGGAAUGGUGGGUGGUGAGGAGGGACUGAGAGAGUGAAACAGCCCUUUCAGGCAGGUGGGGGGUUGGUCCCUCAGCAUGGUUCGAGGGAGCCGGGGCAAAUUUGCAGACCCCGGGGGCAGUCCCGGCAGUAUCACUCUGGAGUCAUCGUCAGUCUGCCACUGGUUUGUUGGGACGCUUAAGGGAGCCCAGGCUGACAGAGCCAGAGAGAGUUGGGGAGCAGGAUUCUGGGAGCUCUGCAGGGUCAGCAGCAAGUUCUGUGAAAGGCACAAGCCUAGGAAGGAAAGGGGGCCGAAGCACUAAGAGCCUCUGCUUGGGGCCAGCCCAGUGAAGAAAAACCGGGACACUCAUGUUUCCACAGAGUUAAAUCUGUCAAGCAGGAAAGACCCAGGGUUUGAACCCAGCUCAGUCCUCCAGCUCCGAGGUUGCACAAGCCUGGCCAGUCCAAGAAAUCUGCCUGGUGGUGCUCCACCUCCCUGUUCUUAAAGAGCGCAGUUUUUAUUCCCUUCUUCCCCCUUUGAAUGGGUGCAUACUUAGUUCUCAGCAGCUGGAAGACAUUCCUCCUACGCGUCCCUGAAAUUUCUUGGCCCAAGAGAGCACCGAAGACAGUAGGACCUGUUCUCUUGGGUCCUGAGGCCACUCUGGCCACUGUUCAGCUUUGGCUCUGAGUGGCAGUGGGAAGCGUCCUUCCUGCCCGCUGGUCCUACCCUGCCCCCCCUCCAGUCCCAUGCCAGCUACUCUGUUGCCAGAAUUUGUGGGGCCAGCUGCAGCCCUGGCCGCCCGGACCCAGUCCUCAGGAGAGCCUGUGGUGCGCUGUGGAAUGAAGCCUGCCCGCCUCCCCCGGUCUGCCGGGUGGCAUCCUGGGAGAGGGGAGAGAAGGCGGUGGUGGGCCAAUCCUUGUGUUCCUCUCAACUUCCCGCUUCCCUACAUUUCUCCAUCUACUUUGUGUGUCUCUCAAAAGAAGAGGAAGAGGCAUGAAGGGAUGGAGGAGACUCUGUUACUUAAGACAUUUCUGAAUAAAUG